Molecule: messenger RNA, 1934 nt
Organism: Artibeus jamaicensis (Jamaican fruit-eating bat)
Lineage: Eukaryota; Metazoa; Chordata; Mammalia; Chiroptera; Phyllostomidae
Product: G patch domain-containing protein 4
Exons: 8
Coding region: 160-1440 (426 amino acids)
Biological process (GO): regulation of ribosome biogenesis
Cellular component (GO): nucleolus
Molecular function (GO): nucleic acid binding
Source: RefSeq, a predicted model, not a curated record
UUUCCCACAGACUAGAAGGGCCGAAAGGGCACUUCCGGGAAGAUGGCGGCAUAGCAGUGUGUCGUGGCGCGUGUGUCGUGGAGAGGGCCUUAUAGUGACUGAAGGGAUAAGUGACCUCUUCUUUGAUGAGGACCUGAAGACAAUUACUCUUUUUUCACCAUGAGUAUCAUCAACCCAGAGGUCAAGAGUCAUGGGAUGAAGUUUGCUGAGGAGCAGCUGCUAAAGCAUGGAUGGACUCAAGGGAAAGGCCUGGGCCGAAAGGAGAAUGGCAUCACCCAGGCCCUCAGGAUAAGGCUAAAGCAGGACACUCAUGGGGUGGGACACGAUCCCUCCAAGGAGUUCACAAACCACUGGUGGAAUGAGCUCUUCAAUAAAACUGCAGCCAACUUGGUAGUCGAAACUAGACAGGAUGGAGUACAGAUAAAGCACCUUUCUAAGGAGACCACCCGUCAUAAUCAUCCCAAGCCCAACUUGCUGUAUCAAAAGUUUGUGAAGAUGGCCACACUGACUUCAGGUGGGGAGAAGCCAGACAAGGACUCGGAAAGCUGCAGUGAUGACAACCACCAGGGGCCUCAGCCUCCAAAAAUUCUGACUGAUGAGAUGUUGCUCCAAGCCUGUGAGGGGCGAACAGCACACAAAGCUGCCCGUCUUGGGAUUACGAUGAAGGCUAAGCUUGCUCGGUUAGAGGCCCAGGAGCAGGCCUUCCUGGAUCGGCUUAAAGGCCAGGACCCUGGGAUCCCUCAACCGCCGUGUGAGUGCAAGCCCCUCAAAAAAAAGAAAAAGAAAAGGAAGCAGAAAAAAGAGGAAGAGGCUAUAGCAACUGAAAGGAAUGCAGAAAAGGAAUACCCAGAUCACACUGACCAGAGCAUCAGGAAAAGCAAGAAGAAAAGACAACAUCAAGAAGAAAAGGUCACGGAUGACAGAGAGGGAAUAACCAUAGAUGAGAAAGAUGCUACAGGAACAAGAGAGCUUGGGGAACUAAAGGGUGGAGAACAAACUGAUGAGUGCUCCAGGAAAAGGAAGAAAAAGAGGCAGCACCAUGAGGAGAAGCUGGGGGUCUCAGGUAAAGAAUGCAGAACAGAGGUAGAGAGCCGAGCACACACUGAUCCAUGCAGCAGAAGCAAGAGGCAGCAGAAUGAGGAAGAAGACAUGGACACAGAGGAUAAAGAAGUUGUGGAGGCUGUUGUAGAUAGUGGGACCAGGGAAGCAGAAAGCAGAGCAUGCAGUGAUAGGAAAAGCAAGAAUAAGAAAAAAAAAAGCAGCAAUAAGAAAAGACAGCAGCAUCAAGAGGAUGUCUUGGCUGUAAGGAAUGGACAUGACAGUGGUAGCACUAGGGAGAGCUCAAGCCACGGAGGAAAGAGGAGGAGGCAGAAGCAAGCAGAGGAGGAAAGAACCAGAGUCAGCACUGACCAGAGAGCAAAAAAAAGAAAGAGAGACUGAAGGUCAGGUGAGGGUAGGGGCCACAGAGACCUGGGCUGAUAGGUUCUCCUGAACCCUCCCAGUGAGGGGUCCUUCUCAAGGAGAAAACUGAGCUCUGGAAUACCAGCCUGCUGGAGAGGACAGAGGUAUCACUAUACCUUAGUUGGGGGAGUGGGCAUCUUCUCUUGUGCAGCUUCUGACAAAUGCCGGUAGGAGCCAAGCAGCCAAGGGACAGGGAGUGCUGAGGUGAGGGUUGUGGGGACAGGAAUGCAGAUACUCUCUGAAUGGGUAUCCUCACUAAAAGAAGCUGGAAAUGUGGACUUCUGUGGCAUGUCCUGGGUUUUGUUUGUUUUUAUAUGAAGCCAAGUAGGUCUGUGCGCUAGUUUCUAACACUGGCAAAUGAUUUGAUAAACGUCCGUUUAGGCUCCUACCCUAUAUAUGUCUGGAUUGGCAUCUCCAUUCCCAGCUUGGGAAGGUCCUGAAUACAAGAGUCUCCUUGGAGGCCCCUGAAGAAA